GCAGAGACAGGAGGAUCUUUGUGAGUUCAAGGCCAUCCAGGGUGUUACACAGAGAAACCCUGACUCUAAAAACAAAAUUUAGUAGUUAAUUACUCUGCAUGGUCAUUCUAGAGAAAACCCUGUAAUGUCAGGCACCCAGGCAGCUACCCUUAUUUAAGAGAAAACAGACAGUAGAGACAGAAGGAGGGGGGAACCCAGGUAAAGGUGGAAGGAGACAAUUGUCUGCACAGUGUUGUCCUCUGACCUCCUUGUGGGGACAUGCAUCCCUCCACUCCCACCCUACACAAGAUAAUUAUAGAAUUUAAAAGCUAACUGUAAAAAUAAAAGUAUCUAAUCAAACAUCAAGUCCACAGAUAGUCUCACUCCUUGAGGCUUAGGAAAUCCCAGAGGCGAGCACCUCAGCCUUUUGGUGAUUUCCGGAGCUUGUGAAUGUGUUCUACACUUGUCAAUGAUUAAAGAACUGUUUAGUGCCGCUGUUAAGGACUGUUUGCUUGUAGCAAUACACUUGAACUUGCAAGGCUCAGAAGUCUCCCUCCCUCCCCACAGUCUGCAAGUGCUUACAAGAAUGCGAAGUCACAGCGAUCAAAGGACCCAAGGUUGUGCUGAACACACGCAGAGCCUUGCAUACACUUGGGCUGUCUGGAGGCAGCCUGAGCUGAGAUAAAGGAGCUUCAACAACAAAGUGUCAAGGUUCCCUGUCUCCAGAGCCUCUUCUGCGGGGACCUGUAGGAAGAGAGACCUUCAAACAAAAAGUGCAGCCAGCUUCCCCUUGCAAAAUUCGGAUUUUUGUUUGUUUUUCGAGAUAGGAUUUCUCUGUGGCUUUGGAGGCUGUCUUGGAACUAGUUCUUGUAGACCAGGCUGGUCUCAAACUCACAGAGAUCCACCUGCCUCUGCCUCCGGAAUGCUGGGAUUAAAGGCGUGUGCCACCAAUGCCCAGCUUCGGGAUCAUUUUUUAUAUCUAGUUAAAGAAAAUGUUCUGUUCCAAAUGCUGUGAAACGGACUUAAUAACAUUUAGCACUAAACCCAUCUUUUAAAAUAUCUGUCUCAGUGGUAAAGGACCUGCCUUGUACAACCACCAUUGUCUAUCUCCAAAACUCAACUCCGCAGGAAAAAUUCUGUUGUCAUUGACCCACAACUUCUACGAUUCCUCCCCAAGCCUCCAGCCAUCAUUCUUUUCUGCUUUUAUGAGUAUAGGUUCCUUAUAAGUGGAACCACACAGUAUUUAUCUUCUGAUAUGGUCAUUUCCCGUAGCAUAAUGUCCCCAAGGUCCGUCCAUCCUGCAGUGUAUAUCAGACUUCGUCCCCCCUUUCAGGUUGGAUAAUGUUCUCCGUUUUGCAUUUUGUUUGCCCAUCUCUCUGGGCCGUCUCCACCUUUUGUAGUUUUGUGAAUAGCAUUGCUGUAGGCAGCUGGUACUCAGACAAGCAGCAUUUUAUGGUGUUUGGAACCCUGCCUCUUCUCCUCAGUCUCCUCCUCCAUGUAUUGUUACUGUAGCUGAGUCAGCCAUCCGGUGUGAAGAUAAUUUUUACCCCCAACCCCAUUUGCCCUUUAUUCCUUGGCUGGGCAAAGUCCUGCCAGGUUUAUUUAUAAGCCAUUCAAAGCUCAUUAGCAAACCACCGCGCUCAGCAAGUCAACUUUCCAACUCGGUCCCUCCCGAAAAGCACCAGGAAAAGGGGCACGAAGUAGACAUGAAUGAGGACAAAAGCAAAAGAGACUCCAUCCAGAUGAGUAUGAAGGGGUGCCGGACGAACAACGGGUUUGUCCAGAAUGAAGACAUCCCAGAGCAGGAGCCAGGCUCCAGGGACACCCCACAGCCCAAUGCUGUGAGUAUCCCUGCUACAGACGAGCCCCACCCCAAGGCCCUGCGGCCCUAUGCGGGGAUGCCCAAGGAGGUGCUGUUCCAGUUCUCCGGCCAGGCUCGCUACCGGGUGCCCCGGGAGAUCCUCUUCUGGCUCACCGUGGUGUCUGUGUUACUGCUCAUUGGUGCCACCAUAGUUAUCAUCGCCAUCUCUCCAAAAUGCCUUGACUGGUGGCAGGCAGGUCCCAUGUACCAGAUCUAUCCAAGAUCUUUUAAGGACAGCGACAAGGAUGGGAAUGGAGACCUUAAAGGCAUCCAAGAAAAGCUGGACUACAUCGCCUCUUUACACGUAAAGACUAUUUGGAUCAGUUCCUUUUAUAAGUCGUCUCUGAAAGAUUUCAGAUAUGGCAUUGAGGACUUCCAAGAAAUUGAUCCUGUUUUUGGAACAAUGAAAGAUUUUGAGAAUCUGGUCGCCGCCAUCCAUGACAAAGGUUUAAAGUUAAUCAUUGACUUCAUACCCAACCACACCAGCGACAAACAUCCUUGGUUUCAAUCGAGUAGAACACGGAGCGGGAAAUACACUGAUUACUACAUCUGGCACAACUGCACCCAUGAAAAUGGUGUAACCAUUCCUCCCAACAACUGGCUGAGUGUGUAUGGGAACUCCAGUUGGCACUUUGAUGAAGUACGAAAGCAAUGUUAUUUUCACCAGUUUUUGAAAGAGCAACCUGAUUUAAAUUUCCGAAAUCCUGCUGUUCAAGAGGAAAUAAAGGAAAUAAUACAGUUUUGGCUCUCGAAGGGUGUUGAUGGCUUUAGUUUUGAUGCGGUUAAAUUUCUUCUGGAAGCAAAGGACCUGAGAAACGAAAUCCAAGUAAAUACAUCCCAAAUUCCGGACACGGUCACCCACUAUUCAGAGCUCUACCACGACUUCACUACUACUCAAGUGGGAAUGCAUGACAUUGUCCGGGACUUCAGACAGACCAUGGAUCAGUACAGCAGGGAGCCUGGCAGAUACCGGUUCAUGGGGACAGAAGCCUCAGCAGAGAGCAUUGAGAGGACCAUGAUGUACUAUGGCUUGCCAUUUAUUCAGGAAGCUGAUUUUCCUUUCAACAAUUACUUUGCCACACUGGACAGCCUUUCUGGGCACACUGUAUAUGAAGUCAUCAUAUCCUGGAUGGAGAACAUGCCAGAAGGGAAGUGGCCUAAUUGGAUGACUGGUGGACCAGAGGCUACCCGGCUGACCUCUCGCUUGGGGAACCAGUACAUCAACGCUAUGAAUAUGCUUCUUUUCACACUCCCAGGGACACCCAUAACUUACUAUGGAGAAGAAAUAGGGAUGAGAGAUAUUUCCAUUACAAAUUUCAACGAAAGAUAUAAUACUAAUACCCUUCUGUCAAAGUCACCGAUGCAAUGGGACAAUAGCUCAAAUGCUGGGUUUUCUGAAGGCAAUCACACUUGGCUACCCACAAAUUCUGACUACCUCACUGUAAAUGUGGAAGUCCAAAAGACCGAACCAAGUUCAGCGUUGAGGCUGUAUCAGGAUUUAAGUCUACUCCACGCCAGAGAGCUGCUUCUCAAUAGGGGCUGGUUUUGCCUUUUGAGUGUUGAUAGUAACUUUGUUGUGUACACAAGAGAGCUGGAUGGCAUAGAUAAAGUCUUCAUUGUGAUUUUGAAUUUUGGAGAAUCAUCAACUCUGCUAAAUCUACAGGAAAUCAUCUCAGGUCUUCCUACGAAACUUAGAAUAAGAUUAAGUACUAACUCGGCCUCCAAAGGCAGUGAGGUUGACACACAAGCCAUUUCUCUGGAGAAGGGAGAAGGACUCAUCUUGGAACACAGCAUGACGACUCUCCACCACCACCAAGCAGCUCUCAGAGACAGAUGCUUUGUCUCCAAUCGUGCAUGCUAUUCCAGCACACUGGACAUUCUGUAUACCCUGUGUUAGGGGUCUCCAUUUAUGGGAUGGCCACCU
Cricetulus griseus (Chinese hamster) is the source of this 3764-nucleotide messenger RNA. NCBI's taxonomy places the organism in Eukaryota, Metazoa, Chordata, Mammalia, Rodentia, Cricetidae. The record is from RefSeq and is a predicted model, not a curated record.